CACUACUCCAUACGCCCGCCAUUCAUAAAAUCAAAAUUAAAGCUCAUCCGUGUUUUUGUGUAACCAAAAAACUCCAUUAGCUCUGGACCCAUUCAUAUCAAUAGCUCUGCAGUUCUAAUAAAAAUCUAAGCUCUACGGCGAUGUGUGAUGAGGCUGGCAAUCCGUGCCUGACAGGUGACGGCUGUGCUGGGGAUGCGAUCAUGGCCUGUGAUCAGUACUGCCCGCCCAAGUGUGACCCUUGUCAGGCACCGGUCGAUUUUAAGCCGUGCCCGCCAGGGGGCGACUGUAAAUGUCGCUGCGACUGUGGUGACUAUGCGGGCUGUUGCUAUCAACAACCACCGCGAGCCCAACCCAUCCGCCCGAUGUCAUGCAUUAUGCGUUCGACAGCGCCAUUGGAAACGGAUACGAUAUAUAAACGCUCCUACUUUGCAAAUUGCGGGGAUUGCUAUCGUGCAAAACCAAUACGACCAUGUCCAAACCUAGUGCCGAAUCCCGGCCGCAUGGAAUCUUUUACUGUGCAGAAGCUAUCAUACUUGGCACCGUGCGCACCGGAUCGCACCGCACCCAUACGACCGCCAGAUAAUGGGCUGCGCUUUUGUGGUCCACUCUAUGCAAUGACCUCACAGAAGCACGACUAUGUGCCAAAGGGCUAUAGUAAACGCAAUCCCAUAUUGCCUAUAAAUGGCAUCUGCAAGCCAUGCGACCCACUAGAGCGAUGUACCAUCAAUCGGUUGUCGUAUAUGCCGGUAGAUGUAUGCCGGAAUCCACCACCCAAACCGAUGGUACAGACUUACAACAUACAACGGCCAACGGGACCGAGUGAAAAAUGCACCAUACAGAAGCUAAGUUAUCUCCCAGUUUGUCCGGUCCCUAAGGAGCCGAUGCCAUGGGCCGAAAAAGUGCGUUGUGUGCCACCUCGUUAUGAAAAUCUCUGCACAACCUAUAAUCUAAGCUAUCUACCAAAUGGUUGUACGGCACGUACGGCUCCUGUUGUACCCAUGCAUAGCAUUAAAACAUUGGGAACAGAUCGUACCGAUGGUUGUACGGUGUACAAACUUAGUUACUUACCGGUGGAUGCACGUUGCUGUCGUCCCCAUCCAAUACGUCCUAGUCCGGGUAUAUGCAUGCCAACAGGCCCACUUGAAAAAUGCACCGUACAAAAGCUGUCAUACCAACCCAAUUGUUGUGUAGCCCGCACGCAGCCUAUUCGUCCCAAAGAGAACUGUCUUAAGGCGUGCGGUCCUCUAUAUAAUAUGACCACACAGAAGCAUGACUUUGUACCGAAACCAAUUUGCCGCCGUCCGCCCAUACGACCGCAAUCGCUUAUAUGUCGCGCCACUGGUUCCAUGGAUCGCUGCACUAUUAACAAACUUUCCUAUAUGCCUGUGAAUGUAUGCGAAUUUAGGCGUCCAGAGCCUAUUAGACCACGGCCAGGCGUGUGCCGUGCGGAUGGGCCCGUCGAGAAUUGUACCGUUUAUAAGCUUAGUUACUUGCCCAAUUGCCCUCAACCUCGACAGCUAUUGCCGUGGGCAAAUCAAUCGUCUUACUGUAAGCCAACAGCACCGAUCGAAAAAUGUACCAUACAGAAACUUAGCUACGGACCACCUGGGACAUUUUCACGUUGCGGCGGUUGUUGCAAUACGAACUGCGGACCAUCAGCCCCCAAAGCAGGCAUAUGUAAUUGACCUUAAUAAUUUCCUUUUUUUUUUUAAGUAUGCGUUCAUUUACACAUAAAUUCUCAAAUAGUCCCGUUUUCUGUUUACAUUCUUAGUUUAGUUUAGAAUGUAAAAUUAUUUGAAUCUUUACUAAGUACUUUCCCUCAACUUGAAUUUUAAGCAGUCAGUAGACCGGGUUCUUGGACACACGUAGUUCUUGUUUAAAAGUAAAUGCACAAUGUCAAGGCAAGCUUCCAACACCACUCAACUGCAUUCAAAAGCAAUAAACUUCACAAGCACAUAA
This is a messenger RNA of Rhagoletis zephyria (snowberry fruit fly), 1959 nucleotides long. Its product is annotated as stabilizer of axonemal microtubules 1. The record is from RefSeq and is a predicted model, not a curated record. NCBI's taxonomy places the organism in Eukaryota, Metazoa, Arthropoda, Insecta, Diptera, Tephritidae. Gene Ontology annotation, cellular component: centriole; ciliary basal body; cytoskeleton. Gene Ontology annotation, molecular function: microtubule binding.